Molecule: messenger RNA, 922 nt
Organism: Lactuca sativa (garden lettuce)
Lineage: Eukaryota; Viridiplantae; Streptophyta; Magnoliopsida; Asterales; Asteraceae
Product: basic leucine zipper 4
Biological process (GO): positive regulation of DNA-templated transcription
Cellular component (GO): nucleus
Molecular function (GO): DNA-binding transcription factor activity; transcription cis-regulatory region binding
Source: RefSeq, a predicted model, not a curated record
UUACUGAAUUUCACAAAUUUAAUAUAUAAUAAUCUAAAACUCAGGUAGCCACUAACAACUUUCAUGACAAAAAUACCCCUUGUGGGCCCUACCAAUGCUUCUAAGUUUCCUUAAAUACUACCGCCCUAUCCAUAGUUUCUUCCCUUUCCUCCUACUUCCUCCCUUACACCAUAUACACUACUUUGUCUUCCAAUGUCGUCUUCAAUCUUCCCUUCCACCGGUUAUCAUGUCUCCUUUAAUGGAUACCUCGACGACAUUUUUUCCGAUUUCCCACCUCAAAAUCCUCUCCUUUUCUCCUCUUCUGACAACUCCACCCAGAAAACCAAUGGCUCAAGUUCAGGCUCCGAUGACUGUGGAACGAAUCAGUGGGCAGUUAACAUGAAUGAUGAACGUAGGAGGAAACGAAUGAUCUCAAACAGAGAAUCAGCCAAACGAUCCCGCGUGAGAAAACAAAAGCACUUGGAAAAUCUAAAGAACCAGGUAACCCGUUAUACGAUGGGUAAUGAAGAACUUAAAAACAGGUUAAGAUUUGUGAACCAUAAUGGACAACUACUCAAGCGAGAAAACGACAGACUCCGUUCAGCGUCUUUGAUGCUCCAACAAACACUCUCGAAUUUACAUCAAUUACUUCUCGUUGAGGAUCUCCACUACCCAUUAUUAUAGACUGUUCGUGGCCAUGCAUUACUAAGGCCAUGGCUAUUAGUGAACAAAACGUAGCUUCAUUAAUCACAUUUUUAAGUACAAAUUUAAUUAAGAUAACUCUAGUUAUGUGCUAGAGAUAGUCACAUCAGCCGCCCCUCGCCAUAUCGAGGAGGCAGAAGUAUGUAAAGAGAAUUGUAAGCGGUUAUAAUUAGUCUUAUCUUAAUGUAUUCCGUAAACAAUGGUGGCUUAGUAACCAUUUCUUAGUUAUUAAUUAAUUAGU